AUGAAACCGCGGCCUUUCGAAGCCGUCGAUUUGUUCUUGCUGCUAGCUAGAAGGCCUCAUUCACAAUGUCUACGCUCAUGGCGACCGCAAGUGCAAUUCCUUCGAGCAGCCUCGAGCGACACUCGGCCACCACGAACACCACGAGCUACUGUCGCAUCAAACUCCGGCAUCCCUCUUAACGUCGGUCUCGACCGGAAUCCCGAUCAUGUCUCAGCUAUCUCGCGUAUUCCGAUCCCUAGAGGUGCGAAAGGGGAGGUAUUUACGCCAUCUGUGCUAGCCCGACCGCUUGGUUUGCGCAACCCUCCACGACCAGGCGACAAUAGUCCACUGGACAAACGGACCCUAGAGCAACGGAGAAGCGACUUUACUGAUCCGGAGAAGGCAAAAAUCAGACAGCGAGUCCUAAUGCGAUCCUACUUCCGACCCUACUAUCAAGAGCGGAAUCGCGCAAAGCAUUAUCGGGGAAAGAGCUUCGUGUCUAACGAGAGGUUAUUCAAGCGUGAAAAAGCAUUAUAUUUCCCUAAUAUCUUUGGUCGUACAUUAUCGAAAGAGGGCGAUGGCCCAGAUGGUGGUCGUGACCUUGCACCGCUCCUAAAUGGCAAAAUCUCCGUUGUCACUUUAGAGAAAGCCGAAUGGGCGCAUGAGCAGGUCGAGACAUUUGUCGGCACAAAAGCCAACCCCGGACUGCAGUCGAUCAUUGACUCUUCCAAUGGCCUGGUACAGCGCGUGUCCGUGAACAUGCAGGACUCGGUUCUGGAUAUGUGGCUGGUGCGAUUGUUCCAAUAUCGAAUUCGCCAGAAGACCCCUCGAGAUCAAUGGUCGAGAUAUUUCCUCAUUCAGCUGCCACGCGACAUCAGAAAAGGCCUGACGGAAGACGUCAGAGACGCCAUGGGCUUGCUGAACUCGCAAGUUGGGUACGUGUACCUGGUCGAUUCCUCCGCCAAAAUUCGAUGGGCCGGCAGUGGCGACGCCUGGGAUGGUGAGGUGGCUGGUAUGAAUGCAGCCAUAGAGCGUCUAGUAGAGGAAGAGCGAUCCUUGCCAACGACUGCUCGGAGAAUCGACUCGACUAGCUCUGCGCCCCAGGAGGAACUCGUCCGGAACAUAUCGCGUCCCACCGCUGCAGUGAUGUGA
Molecule: messenger RNA, 1131 nt
Organism: Cyphellophora attinorum
Lineage: Eukaryota; Fungi; Ascomycota; Eurotiomycetes; Chaetothyriales; Cyphellophoraceae
Product: Mitochondrial ATPase complex subunit ATP10
Exons: 1
Coding region: 1-1131 (376 amino acids)
Biological process (GO): mitochondrial proton-transporting ATP synthase complex assembly
Cellular component (GO): mitochondrial inner membrane
Source: RefSeq, a predicted model, not a curated record